AGGCAAAGUUUUGAUUUUGAAGCCUUAGAAGAAUUUUUAUAUCAAAUAUAAUAGAGUAUUCUUUAAGCAGUAAGGUUUAAGCAGCAUUAAAGCACUGUAAGGUAAUAUUCUGGUUUGUCAGCAUGCCUUAACUUCACACUGAUGGGAAACAGAUGGAUUCUGUUUUACCAGUGCUGCCACUUGAUCUACUGUUUUUGUUUCAGUUCAAUAAAAGCACAAGUCACUGCCACUGGCAUUUUUAAGGGCCGUUUUGUAACUUUCAUUUUCCCUUUCCCUGUUAUAAGAUGUAACUUCUUGCCACUGUGCAUGGUCUUUGGUACAAUAUGAUGAUUAUAGUUUGUAACACAGUACAGUGAAUAUUUGGUUUGGUAUGGCACACCAAGAGGUCACAGUUUCACUUUCGUUUUCACCUACAUGGUGUCACAGCUUUCAGACAGCCUUUUAGCUCCAAGACCAUUGAAUCAGUGAGGUGUGAGGAAAGUACUGAGCUUUGGAUAAAAGCGUCUGCUAAAUGACUAAAUGUAAAUGUUAUAGUAUCAAAGUAUAGUAAAAUGUGCUAUUUCUAAAAUAUUUGUAUGACACACCCAAGGGCUAGGCUUGCCUGCAGUCUUCUCUUAAAUGCUGUCAUAACGCCUUAAACCGUCAGUUAUUAAGCUGCCAACACAAUGGAUGGAAUGUCUAUUCAUUAAGGUAAUCUUCCAGUAAUAUAACAGUACCUGCUUCCCUGCAAGCUCAUUAGUUACCCCGGUGUAUUCUGUGUGACAAGGAAGCUUUUUAUUUGUGUCAGUCAAGUAUGGAGUUUGAGCACAAGAGAAAGACAAGCUUUUUGUUCAGGAGGAAAACUAAAAAAGGGAAAGAAAAAAUUGAGCAGACAGAUGGUAAGAUACUAUCAUGUUAUUUCUCUGUCUCUGAUCUAAAUCAUUUAUGAAAGUAAGUGUUUUUGCUCUCGUUGGAAAGCCUCACAUCUUUCCAUCAUUAUAAAAUGCAAGCAUAUUGUUUAAAGUUUUUCAGCAUUUUGUUUGUUGGAAUGGUUUGAUGAAUUACAUGAGUGGUUUAGUAAUUUAUUAUAAAAUACAUUCAAAUUACAUUUUCCCAAAACAUGAUAUUUAUGAAUUAAUAAUUAAAGAUUUUUUUAAAUAAUGUUUAAUGCUGAAGAUGUGUACGUUCACAUCUAUCAAAGUGCAACCCAUACCUUUUUUUCAUUAAUCAUGCACACUUUUAUUUGUCAGUGAAUCUUUCAUCAGGGGAACAGGCAUCUGAAUUCAGUUCACAGCAGUCCGGUGUUCCUGAACUCAUUGCUCUAGAUGUUGAAGCACAUAACAAGAAAGUGCUUCAUACUCUCAGAAAGAUUUUGAGUGAUGAAUCAACCCCUGAGGACUUUGACGCUGCAGUUGAGGUGUUGAAAACACUGAGCAAACUGAAUAACAACUUCUCUCAAGAUUGGAUUUGUAAGUACCUUCAGGAAAUUGAUCAGUUUGUGGAGAACCACUUUCCCAUGCUGCCAGCAGAGGGACCACAAGGAUCUCAGUUGGAGCAGUUAAAGGACUUUCUUAAGAGAACACAUAGCAAGAUAUAUGAUGAGGUGCUUCGAUUAACACCUGCACUGAAAGAUGCUGGGCUGCUAGAUCACCUGAAGGACAGUUACAGCCGCCAAAUCUUUACCAAUCUGGACCUGCUGCUAAACAGAGAUCUGUCUGAAAAAGAGAUCUUCUGCCUUCUACUGUGGGGAAAAGAUGUUUUCUUCAGUUCAGACUCACAGUAUUUCUUCAGAGUGCACGACCCUCUGCUGUUGACUGGAUGGUUUCAGAAAGCAACAGAGAAACUGCUGCCGAAUCUGCAGAAUUACAUCCGCACGACUCUUCAGAACAUCCUGGACUAUGAUGAGCAACAUAGACAUAAUGGAGAGUCAAUGGAUGAAGAAACGUUCAUCAGAGUUCACUUAGAUGUCACUAAAUGUCUGAAUUAUGUUAUUCAGAGUUUUCAGGAAUUCAGUCACACGCUGAUGUGUGCGGUACAAACGCUCUGCCUUCAAGAGCUUCAUCAUUUUGUUCAGGUGUAUGUGCAGGCAGAGAAAAAACGCCUGGAAAAACAACAACCCCUGAAGAAAAAUUCUGUGCAUCUGUUUCGGCUCAUCAGCACCUGUAGGCAACUCAGAUUUCUUGCUCCUCAACUCAACAAUCCAGAUAUAAACAACAAUGAAGACUUCUCAAACAUUAUCCACAUGUUAAAGGAGAUGGAGGAUCACGUUCUGUCUAUUGUACAGAAGAUGAUGAAACACAUAGCAGAGGCCCUUUUAAAAAAACAUUUUAAAGAAGGAGGUGAGCAAAUCCAAGCACUUACAGAGGCAAUCCAACAGCAAUGUGCAUCUCUAACUCAGACUGAUGUGGGAAAAGAGAUUCAGGAGAUCUUUCUGAAUGUAUCUGAUGACUGUGUUUCACGCGUGUAUCUGGAUUGCCUGAUGAAGAGCAAGUUCAGCCAGCUAGAGAUGAGAUGGGGAAAUGUUGGAGAAAGGAUAAGCAAGGACGUUCUCAGUUUACACAACACAUUCACUGAACUGAAUGUCAGUGCUGACCAGAAGAACCAUCUCCUUCAGAGACUCAGUGAAGUUUUGCUUCACGGUGAUGUAGAUGCACUGAAGAUUACUUGUUGUGCUUUGUUCAGAGAUUUCCCUCAGGAGAGUGAGCAGUAUGUACCUGGUCUGCUGCGCUGGAAGGGUGUGUUUUCAGAGCGACAGGUGUGGGAAGUGCUGGAUGUGAGCCGAGAGUUCAGCCUCGAUCUGAAGCCUAGACUCGUCACCUGUCAGCCUCUGAAGGGACUUUUCUGUUUUCUUUGAUGGGAAUAACACCAUCAGCCAGAAUUUAA
Molecule: messenger RNA, 2862 nt
Organism: Carassius carassius (crucian carp)
Lineage: Eukaryota; Metazoa; Chordata; Actinopteri; Cypriniformes; Cyprinidae
Exons: 10
Coding region: 1496-2833 (445 amino acids)
Biological process (GO): exocytosis; regulation of GTPase activity; exocyst localization
Cellular component (GO): exocyst
Molecular function (GO): SNARE binding
Source: RefSeq, a predicted model, not a curated record